This is a messenger RNA of Suncus etruscus (white-toothed pygmy shrew), 1005 nucleotides long. Its product is annotated as phospholipid-transporting ATPase ABCA3-like. Gene Ontology annotation, molecular function: ATP hydrolysis activity; lipid carrier activity; ATP binding. Gene Ontology annotation, cellular component: membrane; intracellular membrane-bounded organelle. Gene Ontology annotation, biological process: transmembrane transport; lipid transport. Bases 1 to 1005 code for a protein of 334 amino acids. The transcript is spliced from 7 exons. The record is from RefSeq and is a predicted model, not a curated record. Lineage: Eukaryota; Metazoa; Chordata; Mammalia; Eulipotyphla; Soricidae.
AUGACAGUUGGAAUUGAUCACGCUGGACUAGAACUCAGUAAUGAAAGUCAUCUGAACAUCCACUCAUUGCCUUCGGAAAUGACCAAUUCUAACAUUUUCCAGGAUACUUGGGAACUGGCUUUUGUUCCUUCCAGAAACACCCUUGUGAAGGAAAUUAUCGACUUACUGAAAACCAAUUUAAAUUAUAACUUUAAAGUUGAAGCCUUUGAUUCAGAAAAAGAUUUUGAAGCUUAUGUCCAGACAAAUAAUAACUAUGAAAAAGUUUUGGCUGCUAUUAUUUUUGAAGAAGACUUCAAAGACGAUGUACCAGAUUGGCUGAAAGGAGUACCUCGGAAGAUACGAUCUCCAGAAAUUGAACAAAUGCUUUCUGCUUUUAACCUUUAUGAAAACCGUAAUGUAUACACCACUGGACUGAGUGGAGGAAUGGAGCGCAAAGUUUCUAUCAUUAUGGCACUUUUAGGAGGUUCCAAGGUGGUGAUACUUGAUGAACCAACAUCUGGUAUGGACCCAGCAUCCAGGAGGUCCACCUGGGAAAUCCUUCGGCAUUAUAAACAGGAUCGUACCAUCUUAUUGACCACUCAUUACAUGGAUGAGGCUGACAUCUUGGGUGACCGCAUUGCCAUAAUGAUCAAAGGAUCUUUGAAGUGCUGUAUUGGAUAUCACAUAGUCAUGGUGAAAGAAUCACAUUGUAAUGUUGAAGAAAUCUUCAAAGUGAUUGAUCGUUAUGUCCCAACAGCCACCUUGGAUAGAAAUCUUAAGUACGAAUUGUCUUUUCUGUUACCCAAGGAACACAGAGACAGGUGGGAUAUAAAGAAACUGAAAGGUUCAGCAGUCCAGAAACUGCUCCGACUCGGAGAAAUGAAAAGACAAAGGCUAAAAAGACAGGCAAAAGCUCAAGUGGGGUCUUUAUUCUGUAUUCUGGCUGACCAGGGUGCAUUGCGUGUUCAAAAUCAAACAGAGGCAAAGGAUCACGUGGUGGUCUACGUUCCUUCUUAUAUACCCUAA